UCAGGAAAGAAAGUGUUGGCCAGCUUCAGAGCGAGGGAGGAAAGACGCGGGACAAGGCUCGAAGGAAACAGGGAAGCUCCGCCAUCGGAGCUCGAGAUCAGGAAAAGGGUACCACCACCAACACCACCUGCAACGGCGAGACAGACAUCCCACACCAUGUGUCCACACCACGGCGCGUUACAAUUGCACAGCUCGACGACGCUCAUCUCGCUCUCGCGCACUAGCUCCCGUUCUUCUGCGCUCCGGAAAGAGCGUUUAACAUAGGUCUGUGCAUUUCGCGUCCUCGAGGCAGGCUUAGCAGACACACUCUGCUGGACGGCUCCGUGUACACCACGACUGGAUUGAGCUCGGUAGUCGCUCUGGCCCGGAGCCUCUAUACUGUGUUGAAUGCUUUGCUGGCAAUAGCUGUGAGCAGCAGGCGGGCACGGGGUCCGUGGCGCUCCGGAAUGGUGACGAUCGUUAGAGGGUUUGAUGGUGUUGUCGCGUGCGGUGAGGGGUCCCGGUGAGUGAGUGAGCGAUCGAGGGCGCUGCGGGGGAUUGCAGGUGGACGCAAGGAGGUGAGGUGAGUGAGGUCGGGGAGGAGGUGGCAUAAUGGUGUACAACCAGUCGGACAGCGAUGGGACCGACGAUGACGACCUCCCUCCGACGCAGGUGAUGCGGUCGUCGGGGGUGGCCCGUGCGAAGGGUCGGCCGAGCGGGAACGGGAAGCCGUCGAGCUCGUUCCACAUCGAGCUGCAGAUCCGGCAGCUAGAGCUGGAUGCGUAUCUGUCUCUGCUUCGGGCAUUCAGCGCGCAAUCGGAGGUGAUCACAUGGUCAAAGGAGGGGCUGAUGUCGGACAUGAGGAAGGAGCUUCGGGUGGCGGAUGAGCAGCACAGGGAGAUGCUGGGGAAGGUGGGGCAGGACGAGACACUGCAGAGGAUACGGACGUGGAGGCAGACAGGGGAGGAUCCUGGAAUGGUUGCGCAUCAUCGGGAGCCGUCGCCGAGUCCCUCGGUGUCGCAGAACAGGAAGAAGCAGAAGGUAGGGCACGCGGGACCGAUUCUGCCUCCGCCCGCUCCCUUGCUGAAGGCGGCACCGCACUUGGCGCUGCCGUCGGCGUCAGGGGGACGAGGGCCGUCGAGCGGGAAGAAGUCGCGGAGCAAAGGCGUGACGGAGGCGGGCGGGGUGCCGGGGAGGGGGGCGGCGGGGGGUGGAGGUGGA
This is a messenger RNA of Physcomitrium patens, 1200 nucleotides long. RefSeq names its product protein EMSY-LIKE 3. NCBI's taxonomy places the organism in Eukaryota, Viridiplantae, Streptophyta, Bryopsida, Funariales, Funariaceae. The record is from RefSeq and is a predicted model, not a curated record. Gene Ontology annotation, biological process: defense response to fungus.